Drosophila willistoni is the source of this 1707-nucleotide messenger RNA. RefSeq lists its product as uncharacterized. The coding region runs from base 529 to 1707 and encodes 392 amino acids. NCBI's taxonomy places the organism in Eukaryota, Metazoa, Arthropoda, Insecta, Diptera, Drosophilidae. The transcript is spliced from 3 exons. The record is from RefSeq and is a predicted model, not a curated record.
UGUAACACAGCAGAUAAGAAAUCAAAGGACAACUUCGGAAUUUGCAGGGGUCCGAAUUUUCUGUUGCCGAUUUAAUAUAUCUUCCGGUGUGUUAUAGUUGUCCAAUUUGUUUUUAAAAAUUCAAGUAAAUUAUAAGGACAACUACAAAACUUUAUAUCAGUGGACUUAAAAAACUUAAGUUAUUUAAAAAAGUUACUGUUUUAGAUCUGUGACUUUAACUGGCUAGAAGGAGGCCACAUUAAUCCCGAGGGAUAAUCAAAUGGCUAUAUGAACUCGUGCCAAAGUGUUGACCAAAAUAAAUACACCUUUUUCUGAAAUAGUGUAACAACUAGUUACCGAGGCAUGACUCAGUGGCUUCACUAUAAUGCAUGCAUUCAGUUCGUAAUUAACACUCGGUUGAUAUAGACCACCUUUGAAAAGGCAAAAGUUCUCCCCAUUAAUACCUACUAUCUAUAAGAAGUAUUGAUAAGAUUCGGUGUCUGGAAAAAACUGAACCAAAAAGUAAAACGCAAUACAAAAAUUAGUAAAAUGAACAAUUCGUACGUGUCAAAACUUAAUGCCGACUGCAUCUAUGAAAUAUUCAGACAGAUUAAAGCCAGAUGUGAAAUAGAAGAAUCUAAUUGUUCUAUACCAUUUAUUAUUUAUGGAGAACUGUUUAGAUUUGCGGUGUCUUUUAAAAGGAUUUAUGAUUUGUUCAAACAUUGGGAUCGAAAACUAUAUUAUAUAUUAAGGCGACGACAAAACGAAUUUAAUGAUAAGCUUCAUAUAAAUUUUGAUAAUCUGUAUCAGGAACUGCAAGUAGCUACACCAAAGCAACAAAAUAUGUUUUUUGAAUUUUUGAUUGAUGACAUAAAUAAAAAGAAACAAUUAUACGAUGUUUCUUUAACAUAUGAAACUGGUCCAUAUAAUAGCAAACAUUUGGAAUUCGUCGAAAUGAUUAUCAACGCAUGUCAAAAAAAGUCUAUGGUAACAAAUUUGAGUAUAGAGAUGCCAGGAUAUUCUCUUAACAAUAAUUUAUCACAUUUCCAAAAUCUCCGUGAGCUGGUUUUAGAUGUGAAAAUAGAUGCUGAUGAAUUAGUCGAAUGUUGCAAGUCGAAUCCAAAUUUGCGUGAACUUUACAUCAGAAAGAAUGAAAUCUAUGGUAGAUUGUCGGACAUCACUUUAGAUAAAAAUAGCUUAAAGCAUUUGGAAACAUUAUGUUUCGUAAUGAAAACUGAAAUUGAUGCUGUUGAAUAUGCACCUUUGGCAAAUCUUCCAAAACUACAAGAUUUAGGAAUAGUUGGAACACAUGAAAUCGGAUCCUUAAAGCCCCUUUUUAGACGUUUGGCUGAAAGAAAUAUGCUUGUGUGUUUGAAUAUUCCAAAUGCCGAUAUGAAUGAUGAAGAAAUCCAUGCCAUCUCUCAGAUAAAAUCAUUGGAAGGUUUGGCGUGUGGUUUCAUUCAACCAAAAAGCAUUCACCAUCUUUCAAAUUUGAAUAAUCUUGAAAGCCUGGAAAUAUAUUCAGAAAAUGAAGUCGUUAAUACGAUAAAUGAUAUAGUAAAAAUGUUAAUGGCGAGCAAAACAAAAUGGAUUCAAAUUGAUUUCUGUCAUGUUAAAUUUACUUAUGGAGAAUCCUCAUUAAAUAUUAUUCCAUUUGAUAUGGAUCCUGAUAAAAAAACUGUUCGAUUGAAUCGAGAAGUUAGCAAUCGCAGGUAUAAAAUCUCUUAA